Molecule: messenger RNA, 1360 nt
Organism: Polistes dominula (European paper wasp)
Lineage: Eukaryota; Metazoa; Arthropoda; Insecta; Hymenoptera; Vespidae
Gene: Ciao1
Product: cytosolic iron-sulfur assembly component 1
Biological process (GO): iron-sulfur cluster assembly
Cellular component (GO): mitochondrion; cytosolic [4Fe-4S] assembly targeting complex; cytoplasm
Molecular function (GO): protein binding
Source: RefSeq, a predicted model, not a curated record
UUUUACGUUAAAUCCAUUGUUAAUUUAUCACGAUUAUUUGAUGUCUUGAUAUUUCAAUAAAUGAAUUUUAAAAUUAUGUACACGUAGCAUAUUACUUAGGUGAAAAGAAUUAACUUAUCAGUAGGUUUUAUUUAUGCGUAAGAACUGAUUAAAAUUCUACUGACGAAUGUGUAUUUUUGUGAUACAAGAUUUCCUAGUUUUGUGAUCAAUGUUGUUUCAAGACUGCUACUAAAAUAAAAUAAUAAUGGGAAGCUUAGAAUUAAUACAAACAUUAAGCGGACAUUCUGGAAGAGUUUGGAGCGUUUGUUGGCAUCCAAAAGGCAUUUAUCUUGCAUCGUGUGGAGAAGAUGCGAUCAUUAGAAUAUGGAAAGAAACUAAUUCUGAAUGGAUUGCGACUACGUUAUUAACCCAGGGUCAUACGAGAACUAUCAGAGAAAUCGCUUGGUCUCCUUGCGGAAAUUACAUUGCUUCUGCUAGUUUUGAUGCUACUACAUCAAUAUGGGAUGGAAGAUCCGGAGUAUUUGAAUGCAAUGCGACAUUGGAAGGACAUGAAUAUGAAGUUAAGAGUGUAAGUUGGUCUGCUAACGGACAAUUACUUGCAACGUGUAGUCGCGACAAGACCGUCUGGAUAUGGGAAGCAAAAGACAAUGAAUACGAGUGUGCUUCGAUCAUUAAUGCUCAUACUCAUGAUGUUAAAAAGAUAAGAUGGCAUCCUAACAAAGACAUUCUUGCAUCGGCCAGUUAUGACAACACAGUUAAAAUAUAUGAAGAAUACCUACUCGACAGCGACUGGUCGUGUUCUCAUACAUUAGCGUCUCAUCAAUCUACAGUUUGGAGUCUUUCCUUUGAUAAAACUGGUGAACGUAUAGUUACAGUUAGUGAGGAUAAAACUGUUAAAAUAUGGCAAGAAUACAAAGCUGGGAACACAAUUGGCAUUUCUACCACAAAUAAUGAACCAGUUUGGAAAUGCGUUUGCACUUUGUCAGGAUAUCAUACUAGAGCUAUUUAUGAUGUAGAUUGGUGCAAGAUAACUGGAUUAAUUGUAACUGCAUGCGGAGAUAAUAUGAUCAGAAUAUUUAAAGAAGACAGUGAUUCUUCUAUGCACGAACCAUCUUUUUCAAUGGUUUGUUCAAUGAAUAAUGCACAUACACAGGAUGUAAAUUCUGUUCAGUGGAAUCCUACCAUUGCUGGUCAACUUGCAUCUGCUAGCGAUGAUGGCUUAGUCAAAAUAUGGCUUUACAAUGAGCAAGAUGAAUAAAUGUAUUAUUACUACUCUUCCUUUUACGGAUUUAAGGGGACCUUCUACUCUGAGCACCUAAAAAAAGGCUAUUUUCGCGAAUUUUUUCCAAGAAAACUAUAA